This is a messenger RNA of Lactuca virosa, 408 nucleotides long. Lineage: Eukaryota; Viridiplantae; Streptophyta; Magnoliopsida; Asterales; Asteraceae. The record is from the annotation of a GenBank genome assembly.
AUGGUGAAGUUUUUGAAGCCCAAUAAGGCCGUCGUUGUCCUCAAUGGACGCUUUGCCGGCAGGAAGGCGGUCAUUGUUAGGCAAUUUGACGACGGCACUCGUGACCGACCUUACGGCCACUGCCUCGUUGCCGGAAUCGCAAAGUACCCAAAGAAGGUGAUUCGCAAGGAUUCAGCAAAGAAGACAGCGAAGAAGUCGCGUGUGAAGGCGUUCAUCAAGCUCGUUAACUACAACCACAUCAUGCCGACGAGGUACACCCUCGACGUAGAUCUGAAGGACGUUGUAACGGUUGAUGCACUUCAGUCACGUGACAAGAAGGUUACUGCUUGCAAGGAGAUCAAAGCACGGCUCGAGGACCGAUUCAAGACUGGAAAAAACCGUUGGUUUUUCUCGAAGCUCCGCUUCUAA